AUGACACAGGAAGAAAUUGAAGAAGUCAGAAGAGGUUUAGGUUCUUUGGAGCUGUUGCUUGAGUCUGCUAAGUUAUUGAAUCAGGCCACAAAAGACAUGGUUGAAAAAGGGUCAAUUAAUAAUAGGAAUGAAUUAAAGAUGAUGCAGAAGAAGCUAGCAAUGGACUCAUUCAAAAUAAGUCGAAUACAUAGAAACUAUAUGACUCAUGAUAAAGAAGAAGUACUGAGACUUAUUAAUGAAGAUGCAAAAAAGUAUAAUAGAAAAGUCGGAGAAAUGUCUAGGUUAAACUCUGGCAUCGAAGAAGACGAAAUGGAGUAUGAAAAGUUGAGAGACACUGUGAAACUACCCGCUUUUGAAUUUUCUAUUGAAACUAUAGAGUCAUAUAACAACGGUGAGUUACUAAAUAGUAUUUCAAAGGACUCUGAAGGAAAUUAUCCUUCAAUAGUGAAAGUAGAUCAGAUAUUUUCAUUAGAUCCGGCCUCCUCACUAGAGACACCAGAUUUUAACGUGUUCUCUGAACUAGUGAAUAUUGAAUAUAGGCUUAGGAUACAAAGGAGAAUUAAAUAUGAGAUCUUGAUGGUGGUGAAGAGCCAGAUUACAAGUAAUAAUAGAAAAUGGAUAUCGAGAGACACUUCGCUUAACGAUUUCAUGUCGAAGAAAUUACCUGAGGUUAUUGAAUCGGUAGAGAAUAUUAAGAAGAACGAAUAUGAAGACCUUAAAGAUUUCAAUUAUAGUGAGGGUAUAGCUGAUGAACUCGACGAGGACAUAGAACAAGAGAUCGAAGAGGAGGAGGAAGAAGAAGAAGAGGAAGAAGAGGAGGAGGAAGAGGAAGAACAAGAAGAACAAAAAGAAGAACAAGAAGAAGAACAAGAAGAAGAACGCGAAGAAGAACGAGAAGAAGUUCAAGAAGAUCAGGAUGAUCAAAUCCCCGAUGACAUAGACGAUGGUGUACCCAUUGAGAAUAAACAUGAGCAAGAAUUAUCUCAUGAAUUACAAAAUCAGAGUAAUAUAGAAGAAAACAUUGAAGAGGUGGAAGAAUCUAACCGUGUCUCUAAUGCUGUAGAGGAUGAGGCUGACAUAAACGAUACUGAAAUGUUAAUAGAUUAA
Priceomyces carsonii is the source of this 1107-nucleotide messenger RNA. RefSeq lists its product as uncharacterized. Bases 1 to 1107 code for a protein of 368 amino acids. The record is from RefSeq and is a predicted model, not a curated record. NCBI's taxonomy places the organism in Eukaryota, Fungi, Ascomycota, Pichiomycetes, Serinales, Debaryomycetaceae. The transcript has a single exon.